This is a messenger RNA of Phaedon cochleariae (mustard beetle), 1446 nucleotides long. The record is from the annotation of a GenBank genome assembly. NCBI's taxonomy places the organism in Eukaryota, Metazoa, Arthropoda, Insecta, Coleoptera, Chrysomelidae.
AUGACUGGAGAAAAAGAAUGCCCUGUUCCAAAGGCAACUGAUACAUUUAUCUUAGGAGAGCUCAUAGGAACUGGAUCUUUUUCUAAUGUUUAUAAAGCUACCAUAAAAGGUGAUGAUGAUAGCAUAGCUAUCAAAGCUUUCAAACUACAUAAGAAAGAUGGAAAAGCAUUUGAGAGAGCUGCAGCAGAAAUGGCUUUCUUGCAGAUCUUGGAUCAUGACAAUAUUAUACAGUUUAUACUGUGUAAUUUAAAUAGAGAGUACAUGUAUCUAGGAAUGGAAUACUCAGAAUUCGGUAGUAUAACCAAAGUUAUGGCUAAUGGAGAAUUGUAUUCUGAAAAAAUAGUUCAGGGUAUUAUGAAUCAAAUAAUGGCAGCUCUCAACUACCUUCAUGGAAGGUACAUCUUGCAUGGAGAUGUGAAACCAGGCAAUAUAAUAAUCAUCAAACCGGAUCCAUAUGUAAUCAAGCUUAGCGACUUUGGUUUGGCUGAGGUACUAGUGGAUCCAGUUCCAUGUGUGAAAAAAAUGGGAUCUUUUUAUUACAUGGCCCCUGAAAUACACUUAGGAUUUCCUGCUGACCUGACUGCUGACCUGUACUCAGCUGGCGUAGUUAUGUACGAAUUACUUUUUGGAAGAACACCAUUCCUGUUGAAAUCAACUAGGGAGGCCUUCACGACAGUCUUGAGGAAAAGAACCAGUGUAUCGUAUGCGCCUAAUGUCUAUAUGGGUUUAUCUCAAGAAUGCAAGGACUUCAUGAGAGAUAUGCUGAGCUAUGAGAAGUAUAAACGCCCCCUUGGUGAAGCACUUAAACAAUACCCAUUUAUCCGCCUUGAAGAAAACAGAAGCCGAUCUAUAGAUUAUUACAAAAAAGGCUGUGAUACUCUCACCGAGGCCAUUGGAUUAGUCGAAAGUAAGCAGUUUGGUCCUGCUUGUAUAUCACUGACACAUGCUAUUUUGCUCCUGGAGAUCUAUGCUAGAUCUGUUUUCGAAGAUGAAGGACUCUAUGCAUAUAUGUGUGACAGAUUGAUACAAUACAGACAGUUCAAUAAGGAGAUUGAGAAAAGGUUGCUGAGCAAAGAUGAUCGGGAGCCGCUUUAUAUGCCUUUGAACAAUGAGCAUCUAAGAUGCAUGCUGACUACCACCCCCACUUUGGCAAAUGCAUUCGAUCUGUGUCUAGUAGGAGAAAUGUAUGUUCGCCAACAGAGUAUCCAAACAGGAGGAAGAAUGCUUCGUAGUGGAUUAGAUAAACUGUUCACCAAUCUACGUUUGGAACCCGAUUCAGAACGCAAAGGAUUAUUGUUCGCCAAGUACCGAUCUCUACAUUUUGCUUUUCAACAAAAAGUAGUUCACCUCGUCGCUCAUAUACACCGCCACCUACUGAAUAGAAUUUCUAGCUUCAUUGAUCUCAUAAGAAUAGUUCAUCUUGUUAGUGUAAAUAAUCAAUGGUAA